AUGCAACGACUGGUAUACGUUUGUGCCAGCUGUCGGCGGUCAACAGCCGCUCGGAUCCUCGCCCCCUCGAGAACGGCCUGCAGGUCUGUUCAUACAGCCGAUAUCAAUGAUGCUAUCCUAAAGGAACCAAAGCCACUUUCUCUCAACAGAAACUUAGGUUCGCCGAAACCUAAGCUGAAUCGAAGAAAAAACGUCCCUCUAAGAUAUCCGGACUCGAAUGCACCUUACCGCAGAGGAAAAUCGUUCUAUAACGAAAACACUGGAGAUGCUGCCUGUGAUGAUGUCGACCAAUUGUCGAUGAGAUUAGCCAGGGAUUCAAUCCUUGUUCGGGAUGUCUACCGUAGUUUCGAGGGGCUUCUGAGCAAAUACGACGUCCCCCGUUCGGUUGCAAUCAGAGUGAUGCUGUUGAAACACCAUUUCCCUCGACAAUUAAUUGGGGCCCUGAUAGAACACCAUCGAAAACUCGAAGGCCUCCCCUCACUCGCUGAAGCUCUUCGAAUGCUGGUUUCGAACGGAAUAAAUGAUGACAAACUUUGGGCUGAAGUAAUGUUUGAAUACAUUCGGACUGGGUUCUAUGAUGAUGCGGUGGACUUGUGGAACUAUCGCUUGGAAUGUCAAAAGGACAGUCCCUUGACCUUUGGAAGCGGGGCGCCAAAAGAGAAGACCAUUAGGUCCACCCAGAACACACCGUUGGGUGACUGGCCGAAUAUCUCACAGUCGCCACCAGUUCCAACCCAUUGCUAUCCCGCUGUAGCAGCGUUGACGGCAUUCAUAUACGCCCGGCGCUUAAUGAUGACACCCACAAAUUUCACGGACCUAAUGCACUUUCUUGCACCUAACGGGGAGGAUGUCUCUGCCCUGCUGCCGUCAAACCCUGAAGCCGGAAACAUUCUUACAGAAUACGCAAUUGACCCCAAGAUAGUUGAAUCGACUUUGGCGACUCUCCAAGAAUUUCGGCCAUAUUCUGGCCAAAACCUUGCCCGCUUCGCAUCCAUAUUUGACAGGCUUUUUAUCGCAGCUGCGAAUAAAGAUCUCCAAGAAGUCACCAAUAUAUAUGAGGAAGCAAAACAAGUAAUCCCAGAGCCUAAAACUAGGAACUACUACAUCAACUUCAUCAAUGCCUUCAUGCAGUGUGGCAGUCGGGAAAAUGGCGAUCUUCUUUGGAGAGAAAUGCUAAACUCAGGCGCUAUCCCAACCGCAAAAGUCUGGUGUUCCUGGUUAGAUGGCUGCGCAAAAGCUAGAGAUAUCAAGCUAUUUCAACAAAGCUGGGAUAGGAUGUUGUCGGAAGGGAUAGUUCCCGAUACGGUGUGCUGGACGAUCAGGAUGCAGAUGCUCUUUUUCCUCAAGCAGCCUGAAUCAGCAAAACUAUGCUUACAAUACAUGGUUGACAGCCAAGUCCCGAUUACAACAGUAACAAUCAAUGUUGCGGUUGAAGGUUUAAUAAGCGCGGGGCUUCACAAAGAUGCUUUUGGCCUGAUCCAGUGGGGUACAAACAACGGAGUUGAACUCGACACAGCUACCUACAACCUAGUCCUAGAUUCUCGUUCAAAGCUGGGCCAAUUGGAGGGAGUUCUUGAAACUUUGAACAGUAUGCAUAAAAAUCGCGUCCCCGCGGAUAUCAUUACCUACGGUGUGAUUCUGCGCGGCAUGUAUAACCACAGCCCCACUCCACCAGACCUUAGGUUUCUCCAGACCAUUCUGGAUGAGAUGCAGACAGCGGGUAUCAAACCUAACAUACAGUUCUACAAUACUGUCAUCCAUGCCAUGUUGCACCGAUUCGGGGACUUAAAGGGAGCGCAAUACGUUCUAUCUUUAAUGCCUAACGAGACAUGGAGGACGUCCGCGAUUACUUCUGCCAUUUUCAUCAACCACUACGCCCGAAAGAAGAAUAUAGAGGCCAUAGAGGAAGUGUGGAGAACAAUGAAGCGCAACAAUGUCGCCCCCGAUGAGGUUGUCUACAGCGCAACUGUCAUGGCCUACGCUAAUGUCGGAAUGAAAACUCAGAUGUUGGGGUACCUCGACGAAAUGGAAAGAAUGAGAAAACGUGUCAGCCUCACAACGUACAUUUGGGUAUUGAAAAGUCUCAUGAAUAUGCAGGAUUAUCAGACCGCAGGCGAUAUCUUAGCUGGGAUGAAGGUGAAAGGUAUAGAUAUCCUCGGCAACAAGGAGCUAAGAUUCAUUGUCAGAAAGUUGAAAGAGAUAGUAAUCACCGCGCAGAGAGAUGCCUACGGUAAAGGUACAUAUCGACAUUAG
Orbilia oligospora ATCC 24927 is the source of this 2253-nucleotide messenger RNA. RefSeq lists its product as uncharacterized. Gene Ontology annotation, molecular function: protein binding. Bases 1 to 2253 code for a protein of 750 amino acids. The transcript has a single exon. The record is from RefSeq and is a predicted model, not a curated record. Lineage: Eukaryota; Fungi; Ascomycota; Orbiliomycetes; Orbiliales; Orbiliaceae.